Messenger RNA from Peronospora matthiolae, 4431 nucleotides. NCBI's taxonomy places the organism in Eukaryota, Oomycota, Peronosporomycetes, Peronosporales, Peronosporaceae. The record is from the annotation of a GenBank genome assembly.
AUGGGCGAAGCCACAAUAGCUCGCCAAAGCACUUUCUCCUCACACGUGGUAGAAAUUUGCGAGUUGUCGACGCAAGAACUAGCAUGUCGCACGGCUCUUCUCGAACGACGGCUCUGGAGCCGCCACCAUGCCCCCCUCCCGACAGGGGGGGACGCGGCUUUGCCAAGGGGCCAGCCGGACGACCCGGGAAACUCUAGCCCGGCCCUCGACUUACCGGAGGACGCGGGGCCUCCGGAGAAGGCUCCUUCUCCCUCCGCUGGUAGCCCCACAUCCUCUGCAAACGGGGCAGGGGCGCAAGAACACACCGCAUCUGCUGCUCACGGGACAGGGGCUCCAGUACACGCCGCAUCUUCUGCUCACGGGACAGGGGUUCCAGUGCACGCCGCAUCUUCUCCUCUCGCGGACUCUCAGCUGCCGACCUCCUCAGCGGCUAUGGAGUCAGGCUUGGCGGGGGAUGCUUCCUUCACCAUGGCAGACCAGUCGCUGCGUAGCGGCAAGACGGAUGCAGUAACGCCGCGGCUGGACGGAACCACCGGGCGCGCUUCGGGGGAGGAUUCCGAGUCCUCCUCGUCGCCUUCGCAGGCUUUCACGCCCCCGGUUCAUCCGCGCGACAUGUUUGAGGCCCUUACCGCGGCGAUGAAGGCUUCUUCGGGGCCCCCGUACCUAGAUGUCUGGCGCCAGACCAUCCAGGAGUUAUUUGCGCUGGAAUUUGCCCGCCUUCCAGUCAGCUUCGACGCGUUGCCGGCCGAACGCAAACGGUAUCCCAAGCUCACAAGUACCGAGCUGGUGAGUUUGCUGGAUUUGUUUAAGCAGUGUUUUGUUGUGACAUCCGGCCGCUACGUCGACUGGACCCGUUUAGCCCACCAGAUCAGUAAGGAGAUCCUCGUCACGAAGUGGGCGUUCAAAGAAAUCUUGCGCAAGCUGGCCAGCCGACAGAAAUGGGCUGUGGCUCCAAUCCCGCGGCUGUGGUCUCAAGUCGUGCAGACAGGCAGUGCUGCUGCACCUGCCAGUACGACAGGCAAGCAGCGUACCGUGUUCGAUGACUUUAUGUUCGAUCCGGCACAUUUUUCGGAGGAAGAGACGACCACGCUCCGAGCCAUUUGCGCAACGCGCCUUAACUUGACAGGUACUCACCGUCUGCGCGAGGGUACAGAUGAUGAAUGGCGCAUCAUCAUUGGGAUUGCGGAAGGGCUUAUUGCCUGUCGUCGGCUGCCUGAUUUUCUCAAUUCUGUCUUCGACAGCGACGAGCGGCUUCGGUUGUGUCGGACUGUUCAGGCGCAGGUCGAGGGACAGUUGGUAUUAAAACUUAGACAUGGACGUGAUAUCCCAAUUGGACGCCGGACGACCCACGCUAUUACGGAGAAGAUUUUGGAAUCGGCGGAAAUCUUGCGGGUCUGCUUGCCGGAUCUUCACCGUUUCCUCGGGUUGGCCAAGACGAUAAGCUACAAUCGUUCUACCCGUUCAAUCCACUUCUAUUUCUUUACGCGAGCCAUUGCCAAGGCGCACCAGGAUGUCGUAGUGCCUUUUCAGGGGAGGGCGUACACGCUCGAGAAUGUUCAUCACCCGGUCAGGGGCUCGGUCUGGUUGAAUCAGCGGGGACCAGACGGGCGGUCGAGCCACCCUCGGGCAGCAUACACCAUUUUGCUGUAUAAUCUCACCCGGUUUGAUGAUAUUGGGCGCAUUGCUGCCUACCUCCGCUCCAAGAUACCAACGGAUUUUGAGCUGGAGGAUAUGGAUACCUGCACCCCGAACUCACGUACGUCCACUGCCUGGAAAGUCACCUUUCAUCUGGCGGGUUGCCCGACCUUUCUCCAAGGAGUAGUCAGACUGCUUUGGUUUGGGACCCCCAUUAUCGUCCGGCAUCCGGACGUGGGCCGUCGCCUCCAAUGUUUGCAAUGUGGUACGCUAGGCCACCCGGCGUCGAGGUGUCAGUUCACUGAUGCGCAGUUGCGGGGGCCGGGCGGGCUGGAGGUCCACGAAGCCGAGCUUUUAGCUGUUGAAGAUCUGGCCAAACCGUUUAGUAGCCCUGAUGAAAUGCGGCAAAUGGCGCAGCGACGACUGAUUGUGCAGCAAUCAGCCGAUGCAGCGGCACAAGCUGCGGUGACUCCGGCGGUACCGGUCGCCACUUCCAGUCCACCGCCGGCCGCCGAGCCCCAGCCAACAGGUAUACCUAUCCAAUCGGUGUAUACUACUCAUGUCGCGCACGAGGGCCCGCCUCCUCCGGCCCCAAAACCCCGGCCCGAACAGCCAUGGAUGAGACGCCCCCUUCGAGGGGGUCGUCGGCCUUGGCCCCCAGUUCAGCCUUCCCCGCCUCAGCUGAACGACAGCAGCGGGAGUUAUCACGUUCUCCAGGAGGAUGAUAGGGCAGAGGAGGGUCCGUCUUCCCCAUUUGAAGGCAGUGUCGCCUCUGCACCUCCGCAGCCGGGGACGGGAGGCUCCUCGACUCCUGCUUUUUCGGCACGGCUGUCCCACUCUCGGCUUCUGCCGGAGGAUCAGGCCCGGAAACAAGCAGCCGGUAUCCGGGGCCCGGCGGUAGUUACCGCGGGUCCGGCUCUCCUGACCCAGCAGCGACGGGAACGUCUGACUUGCGAAAAGCUUUUAAAGCUGCUGCCGGAUCGGCAAUGUCACUCGAUACCCAUGGAUCCUAAGCCGCCAGCGGAACCCAUCCACAUGGGCGAGCUUGUGAGUAUUCUGGGACUUCGGGAAAUUAACACCCCAGCGAACGGCAAUUGUUUGGCGAUAGCUCUUGCUCAAGCGGUGGCUGAGUCUGCCUUGACCGCCCCUACCAAGGACCAGGAGCUUCUCACGGCUUGCAUUAAACGAGGUAUCACGUGUACAGGACUCUUGAACUUGGAGGAUCAGCUCCCUCACGACUUGCGGGUGCAGGCACUUAAGAACGUGGGCCGUGGGUGGGCGUCGAUGACGCGCACAGAGUCGGCUUCUCAAUUCCGCUGGUUUUUGACGGACUUUGCGGCCACCCCAUCGGGGCGAACUUCGCAUGUGCCUACGGACUGUUGGGGGGGCAGUGACACACUCGGCAUGGCAGCCACGUUUUUACAGAGAGACAUCUUUGUCGUUCAACGCGAGGAAGCCACCCCUCAGUGGCGUUGCCGCAAGUAUCACCCCGUUUCGAUGACUGUACGGGGACGGGCGGUGGCUUCUGUAAAAGAGUACCCCCUUUCCAUUAUGGCGUGCAUCGACGAGCUGCAGGCUACCAAAGUCGGGGCGACCCAGGCUCUACCGUUAGUGUUGCGGUUUGGCGGCAGCCACUACUCGGCAUUGCUCCAUUCAGCGGGAGUGGCCGAUCCGUUAAACCUUACCGAUACCCAGGACGGGCCGAGUGCGUCGCCGCAGGAUCCGGUCCACUCCUUCGAGGACGCUAAAGCCACAUCGUUGGUACCAUUGGAGGAGAAAAGCGCUUCAGCACUGCCCUCAGACGACAAACUCCUUCCAGACAGCGGUGACCGGACGUCGAUCGUCAUUUACGACGCUGGAGACGCGGUCGCUCGAACCUCGGCACAACCCUCUUGUCAAUUGGCUUUAACUUCUACUUCGAGCAGCUGUUGCGAACGCGGGAUGGCCUCUGCGGCGCGGAAAAGGGGCCACGGCGGCUCUCCCCCGCUCCUGGCGGCGUCUGCGGAUCCAGGUGCCGUCGUUCCGAUCGGCUCUCGCCACAAGAAAGGUCGGGUUCGUUCAGCCCUACGGAAUUCUUCACUAGACGCGCCGGACGACAGAAUCGAUCGGGACGAAUGGCCGGAGCUCUGGAGUUAUCUGGGAGCCGAAUGGCCGACAACAGCAGCAACACCGUAUCCUCUAGUAUAUGGAGACUCCAACGGGUGGGAGGCUACGGCUCGUUUGGAGCCGGAAUUGUUACUCCAUCACUUGCGCCGCUUCGUCUUUCCAGACGAAGUACUUGCUAGCUUGUCCGACACAGUUUUUGUACAGUGGACGGCGCUGUGGCGCCAGGAGUGCUUAUUAUCCGGGCUCCUAGAAUUCCGACAGCGAGUGACAGAGCUACCCACGGGUGUUUGGCUCGACCAAUGGAUUGCUCGAUCGCAGCAGCGCCUUUCGCCGUCUCUGCUGGCCCCUCUGAUUGACAAUUCCGACGAUUGGAGAAAGUUGCGAGGGAUUAACUAUGCGGGGGACGACGUUUUACGAUUGUGUGACCCGCACAGACGCGUCCGAAUGAGUCACCACCUCAUGUGUGCCAUCGUGUUCGACAACGAGAUUUUUGCGCUGACGGGGACUGGCGGAAAGCCAGUACGCCCUCCCGAGCAACUCCGUUGCCACUUUCGCUUACUUCGGACCAAUAGUACCUACAAGGAUACGUACUACCCAGACGGGGAUGCUCCGAUCGACUGGACUGCGCUCGUUCGCUAUUUUACUACUGCUUUGGCCCCGGCAGAGCAGAGGUUCCUCCUCGAGUACUAA